Acinonyx jubatus (cheetah) is the source of this 1700-nucleotide messenger RNA. RefSeq names its product cellular retinoic acid binding protein 2 (gene CRABP2). Gene Ontology annotation, biological process: fatty acid transport. Bases 877 to 1293 code for a protein of 138 amino acids. Gene Ontology annotation, cellular component: cytosol; nucleus. Gene Ontology annotation, molecular function: fatty acid binding. The record is from RefSeq and is a predicted model, not a curated record. Lineage: Eukaryota; Metazoa; Chordata; Mammalia; Carnivora; Felidae. The transcript is spliced from 5 exons.
UCUCCCUCCAACCUGGGUGGCAGCGUGGCGCGCCGGGGCUCCGCGCCUCGGUCCCCGCCUCCCCUCCCCGCCGCCGGCUGCGAUCCCCUGGGGGUCCGGAGAGCCCGGAGACGGAGAAACCGCCUUAAUAAAGAGCUCGUGUCAAGUGAUUGGCUGUGACCUCUGCCCUCCCCAGACUCGCGCCCGCGGCUCCUGCUUAACCCUUCGAUGCCCGCCCAACCGUUGAAGAGGUCUCUGAGCUCGCGGCGGCCGCCCCGGACCCAAUUGGGCCCCAGUGGAGCCGAGCCCCGCCGCCUCGUCUUCCGCAGCUCCGGCUCGGAGCGGGAUUCGCCCGCUGGUAGUGCCGCCGGGUGCCGGGCGCCAAGGGGCCGAGCGCACCGAGUCAGGUGGGGACCGAGCGAGACGUGACCCUGGGGCUCGCGCUGCAGGACGUGAGACCUGGGUAUCUGCGCCCCGGGCCUGGCGCCCCCUCCUCCCGGCUGAGAGCCCAAGCCGAGCGCUCGGCCCGUGUCGCCUCCCCAGACACCCCUGGCGCGGGAGCCAGCUGUCUCGGGCCGGCGAGCCCUGCACCCGCCCCCGGGGCCAGAUCCAGAGGCCGGGGAGCCGGGGCUCAGGGCCCCCCAGGUGGGGUGGGGGGCGGGGCGGCAGGCGGAGCCAUCUCUCUCGCUCUCGCUCUCUCUCUCUCUCUCUCUCUCUCUCUCUCUCUCUCGGGCAGGGGCGGGCCCGGCGCAGGGUAUAAAAGCUGCCCGCGCGGGAGCCCAAGCCAGCUCCGGGGUUGUCCUGGGACGUGUCCUGGCUCCCGAGUCUCACGACCAGGCGACGGCGACAUCUCUCUUGACGAAAAGACUCGGCGUCCAGUGCUCCGACCAAAGCAUCAUGCCCAACUUCUCCGGCAGCUGGAAGAUCAUCCGAUCGGAAAACUUCGAGGAUUUGCUCAAAGUGCUGGGGGUGAACGUGAUGCUGAGGAAGAUCGCCGUGGCGGCAGCAUCCAAGCCGGCGGUGGAGAUCAAGCAGGAGGGAGACACUUUCUACAUCAAAACCUCCACCACGGUGCGCACCACGGAGAUCAACUUCAAGAUCGGAGAGGAGUUCGAGGAGCAGACGGUGGACGGGAGACCCUGCAAGAGCCUGGUGAAAUGGGAGAGUGAGAACAAAAUGGUCUGCGAGCAGAGGCUUUUGAAGGGAGAGGGUCCCAAGACCUCGUGGACCAGGGAGCUGACCAACGACGGGGAGCUGGUCCUGACCAUGACGGCGGAUGAUAUCGUGUGCACCAGGGUCUAUGUCCGGGAGUGAGCGGCCGACGGUCCAAGGGCUUCCAGAGCCGCCCCCCAGCCCCUGCUCCCUGCCCCACUGCCCUUCCCCCUUCCUUCUAGGCUAGCUCUCCCCUCACCCCGCUCACUCCCGGGGAUGCUGGGAUGCCUCCAGCGGGGCUCUGCUUUUUGGGGCCUCCCCUUCCUCCGCUCCCCCAACAAAGAGGGAUGGAUGGUAAGAACCCUGAUCACCCGGUCCAGAAUCACUCCCCUUCCCCAGCCAGCAGUCCCAGCCCCAAACCAGCCCAGAGCACAGCCCCUCUCUCUGUGAGGGGACCUGAGGGCCCCAGUGGGAAACACGGCCCUCUGGUUUCCACUCUUUGUCCCGGUAGCCUACACAGUGUAGAAUAUUUAUUGGUUAAUUUUAUUAAAAUGUUUUGAAAAAUACAA